Acanthisitta chloris (rifleman) is the source of this 1058-nucleotide messenger RNA. RefSeq names its product doublesex and mab-3 related transcription factor 2 (gene DMRT2). Gene Ontology annotation, cellular component: nucleus. The annotation marks the transcript as partial. NCBI's taxonomy places the organism in Eukaryota, Metazoa, Chordata, Aves, Passeriformes, Acanthisittidae. The transcript has a single exon. Gene Ontology annotation, molecular function: DNA-binding transcription factor activity, RNA polymerase II-specific; RNA polymerase II cis-regulatory region sequence-specific DNA binding. The record is from RefSeq and is a predicted model, not a curated record. Gene Ontology annotation, biological process: sex differentiation; regulation of transcription by RNA polymerase II.
GUUAUCGUCCUAUGCCAACAGACCCUUACCUGGGAGGGAAUUCACCCUUGCCACCCCCUGUAAGUGACAGGAUGAGAAAGAGACGGGCUUUUGCUGAUAAAGAGUUGGAGAACAUUAUGCUAGAGAGAGAGUAUAAAGAGAGAGAGAUGAUGGAAGCUACACAAGCAGCUGCCCUUUUUUUCCCUAACCGUAUGGUGCGUGGAGCUGAAUACAACUCCUAUAAAACAGCCUUCAACACUACUCAAGUUGAUACUCCAAACAAGGAGUUCUGCAAUUUUUUACCAACCUGCCUUGAUCUAACCAUGCAGUAUUCAGGAUCCACCAACAUGGAACUAAUUUCUUCAAAUGUUAGUGUAGCUGCUACCUACAGGCAGUAUCCUCUGUCUUCUAGGUUCUUAGUGUGGCCAAAAUGUGGCCCUAUUAGUGAUGCUCUCCUCUACCAGCAAUGCCUGUUAAACACUACUACUGUUCAAGCUCUCAAACCUGGGGCAGGUUGGGAUGCCAAGGUCUCACAAAAUCAGGACUGUCCAAACACUGAGCACGACAUCAUGCUUCCAAAACUGGAAAAUUCACUCAUCCUGACUCACACGCCAGACAUUCAGCAGUCACGUAACGAGAUACCAUGCCUUCCUCAGGAAGCUCGUGAGAGGUCAGCCUUCUCUCCUCCAAAAAGGACUUUCUCGCAGGUUUCUGAUAAGGAUUCUCUGUCUCCUCAGGAAUAUGCAUUAAGCAAGAUCAGCAAAAACAGCACCAAACCCCUUCCACCACUCAAAUACAAUCCAUUUCAGUCAGUGUUCCAGCAGACAUUUCCUGACAGACCAGGAGCAGAAUUAAGAGCAACAGUUGUGAAAGAGACUUUUGACGAUGCUUCUAAGAAAUACAGAGAGUGUGCUAUUAAAGAGAACCAAAAAUGCAAGCUUACUGAGGAUGAAUGUACAAAAGACUUGUUUGGGGCCAAACAGACCACAACAAAAUUUUCAGCAACUGAGCCCCUGUCAUUUUCAGUUGAAUCCAUCCUUAAACGACCUUCUUCUGGAGGUAACAAUGUCUCUCAAUGA